Molecule: messenger RNA, 297 nt
Organism: Eimeria necatrix
Lineage: Eukaryota; Apicomplexa; Conoidasida; Eucoccidiorida; Eimeriidae
Product: XAP5 protein, putative
Exons: 2
Biological process (GO): chromatin organization
Cellular component (GO): nucleus
Source: RefSeq, a predicted model, not a curated record
CACAUAACGUUUUUCGAGUUGAUAAAAAGCAAAGCGCGGGGCAAGUCGGGGCCUUUGUUUCACUUCGGGGCUUUCGAUGAUGUUCGAGUUUUUUCGGACAUUCGAAAAGAAAAAGAAGACUCGCAUGCAGGAAAAGUGGUGGACAAAAAGUGGUUUGAAAGAAACAAACACAUCUUCCCCGCCUCCAGAUGGGAGGUCUUCAACCCGGCGAAGAUUUACGACACGUACACCAUAAAGGGCGACGAGCGAAUGUGGAAGGGCGUGGCGGACCACAGCAGCUUCGUGCCGCUGCCGUGA